CGCUGGUGGAGUCGUGUGCGUGCGGUGGUCGUCCCGCUUCUGGUGGCGAACGUCCCGUCGUAGCGGUCUGGUGGGGACUAUCUCGUAGCAGCGGUGUCGGACUUGAGCCCUCGCCCCUCGAUCCCGUGAGGAGCAGCUGAGGACGCGGAGGACGUUACCCGCACGCCGCUUCGAGGACCUGUCGCUCGACGCGCCGCCCGACCCACGGGCGACCAGCAGGCAUCCAGAGGGCAUCGUGAAAGUGAACUCUCGUUUGGCUUCCGCCAGCGCCUGACGUCAGAGCGGUGAUUACAUCACCGGUUCGAGCCGGCACCGCGCAGUGUCAGAUCCGCGUGCGUCUGCGUGCGUCCGCAUGCGUGGCAUGCUGUAGCGUCACCUCCGCCCCCCAGCGGCAGCGUGCGCGUCGAUGAAGACCAACAAGAGCAAGAGCGUGACGAACCUGGCGGCGGCGCAGGCGCAGUACGCGUCCACGCCGCACCUCUUCGUCUUCCAGUCGAACGAGGAGGCGGCCGUGCUGCACAAGCCGGAGCCCAUCUACCAGUCGGCCGUGGACGUGCGCGCCGGCCGGCUGGCGGCCGCGCAGCGCAUCAGCGAGAAGUACGACUCGUACCGCAACCUGGCGCGUGACGAGGAGCAGCCGCUGACCGUGGGCGACGCCGACAUCGCCCAGGUCGAGUCCUUCUUCGCCGGGCACAAGACGCAGGUGAUCGUGUGCCGCGCGCUGGCCAACAUGUACCUCAGCUCGGAGUCCAACUCGUGGGAGCUCAAGUACACCGGCAUCCCGGCGCUGGUGGUCGACGCCGGCGACACGCGCAGCCGCGGCCGCCGCCUCAUCCAGAUCGUGCUCGCCGAGAAGGGCACCAGCUUCAUGCUGUGGCGCGACGUGGUCGACAACCUGUCCAACUACACGGCGCCCGACCCGAGCUUCCACACUAUGCACCUGUCGACAGACCACCGGCACCGCGUCGGCUUCAGCUUCGACGACAUCGAGGCGGCCAAGGCGUUCCAGGCGCAGCUGGAGACGCUGUGCGCCGAUCCGGCCAACAUCAGCCUGUCGGGGCCGGCGCAGAAGAAGCGCAGGAAGAAGAAGGUGGAGCGCUACGUGCGACCGCGCAAGGAGGACAUCUCGCAGCCGUGCUGCUUCCAGCACGUGACGAGCGUGGGCGCCUCGGACAUGGACCGUUUCUACACGCUGCAGAGUCUCGUGGGCGGCAAGCUGACGUGAGGGCGCUGGGCCGCUCGGUGCCAUAGUGACCGCUGACGGGUCGCGGGUCACGGGUCACGAUGCGGGACGCGUGGGCCGGGCGGCGCGCCGCGGGCGGUGUUGUGAUGCACCCGGUGUUUUCGUCGCUCAGGCGGGGGGCGUGUUUUAGAGGCGGCACGCGCGUGAGAUGUGUUUGCCACCGGCGCUGCGUUCGAGUGUGAUCUGUGAAAGCCGUGAAAGCCGCCGGACUGACGCAGCCCACAAGGUGCUGAGCGGUUUCGACACGGGAGACCUCUGUCGACCGGUGUGAGUGGCCGAGCCGCGCCGACUCACGCCGGCCCGAGAAACAGGCAGCGACAUUCGAGAGCGAUGUGGCUAGUUCUGUGCUCAUGUGGAGAUCUGCUCUGUUUCACAUAGAUCGACGACGAUGUGUUUUGCAGCAUGUUAAUGCACCGAGUGCGCGAUGCAACGAAUAUGUGAAAUGUGAACUAGUCAGACAAAGCUGUUCUGUUUGGCGAACAGUGUCGGCCACAGCUGGGCAGAAUGUGGCUACCUAAGCGAUGUAAAUAAGUUCCGGACUGGGACAAAAUCUAGGCCGAUGCGAACAUUUUAACUAAAUAUCUUGAACUGCUUCAAUACGGCAGGUGUUGUCAUCAUGUUCCCAUACUUAAGACAACCCCGAGCUCCCGUAAAUUCGUCAUAGGAUGGUAGGUACCCAUUGUGUUAUUUAUGCUGAAAGCAGUCUGACGUGUAUCUGUGAUUUGGAGUGUUUUAUGCGUCCGCUUAGCCCAAGUGACUUAUUGUCGUUUUUGUCGUAGGCUGCGACGCCGACCGAGUUAUUCGAGUCUAAUUUAUGCUGCUUUCCGUACGUGUGGCCAUUUAUCGCGAUGUCUCAAGCUGAAUACACGCAGGAUGUGUAAUUUAUGGGGGACAAUAUCCGAGGUCCGCCUCAGCCCCGUUACCCUCGGAGGGAGGCGACCGUAUCUGCGUCUCUUUU
Messenger RNA from Pollicipes pollicipes, 2201 nucleotides. RefSeq lists its product as uncharacterized. The record is from RefSeq and is a predicted model, not a curated record. Bases 407 to 1225 code for a protein of 272 amino acids. Gene Ontology annotation, molecular function: DNA-binding transcription factor activity. Gene Ontology annotation, biological process: regulation of transcription by RNA polymerase II. The transcript is spliced from 3 exons. Lineage: Eukaryota; Metazoa; Arthropoda; Thecostraca; Pollicipedomorpha; Pollicipedidae.